UCGAAAUUUUUGUCUCUCCUGAAUUAAAUUCCAAGAGCAAUACAUGAGUUUAUUAUUUGAUUAAGAAACUAGUUACUGUCACGCUCUUUAAUUUAAUGUCUCUUUCCUUUCCUUGUAUCUAAUUCGAUAAAGUCCUAUUUUUCCGUCUCGGUUUAUUUCGAAGUGAAAAUGACAUCUGUUCUGCGUAGAUCGAAAUAUGACAAGCACAGUUAUACAAAUCCGGAGUUAUUUUAAUUGAAAAAUUGCAAUCGAUUUGGUAGAACGUGGAGAUUCCAUUUAACCGAACUCUGAAUAAAGUUGAUUUCAAGAGAUUGCAGGAAUUUAAUAAUAAAUUCGGCAAACUGUCAAUGGGUUCAAUUCGUUUAUUAGGUAUCUACCAUUUUAGAUAAAACGUAUAGUAAAUCAAAAGACAAAAUUCUGCUGCAAAACUAACUAUAUAUUGUUUCUUGAAAUUACAGUGCAAAAUAUAAAUACAUACACAGUAAAAACAUGUUAUGAUAUUUAAUUUUGGAUGGUCUUCAAGAAUUCGAUGGAUGAUGGUUAUUUUCCAGUAGGGCCUACCAAACAUUAUGCCCCCAUCCGCCGGCCCAUCCGCCAUGGCCCCAUCCACCAUGUCCUCCCCAAGCGCCAUGGCCCCAUGCAGGAGCGACAACGGCAGCGUGUCCGACGACAGCAGGAGCAGCGAUCACGCUAGCGUGAACAGCCGCCAUGGCGACGAUAAGAACGAAGGCGAAGAUAAAGUAUUUCAUCUUGAACUGUUUUAAGACGCUGUUGGCAACGUUUGAUAACGGAGAGAUGAAUGCUCUUAUUUAUAGUGGAGUAAUCAGCGAUUACUUUCAUUAACCGGAAGAAUUUGCAUAUUUCUUUGUGUUAGAUAGCCGACAGGUGACAUUCAUAGGGUUUUUUUCGCAUUAUGCAAUCAUGGGUGCGCGUAACUUUGUUUAGGUUGCACUUGUAUGGUGUGUCAAGUGCAUACACGCCUUUAGAAUUGUGCAUGUUGGAAUAAAUUAAAUUCAAAAACACAGUGUGUAGAAAAAAUGAUGCUCACCUUUAGAUUAAAGCUGAAACAUCUUGGUCCAAAAUACGAACUAAUUUUCUGAAACAAUAAAUUUAUCAUUAGUGAGGUCAUUUAGAAAAGAAAUAAUUAAAAUUAAUGAAAAUACAUAUUCAUGAUUCUUUCGAUAACCAGGUCACGUGCAAGAACAUAAAUAUACAACAAUAAAUAAAGAAAAGUAAAAUUUAAAAAAAUGAGAAAAAUGCGAAUUGAAAAAAUCUUCCAUUCAGUUGAUGUAUCUGCGGAAAUCAUUAUAAGCUCGGAUUUGGAAUAAGCUUUUAAAUCUCUAAUAAUCGAAGUUUCGGUAAUUGAAGCAAUGAAAUUUCAAGCAUUAAUAUUUUACAAAAUUCAAUCAAAAUUUAUGUUUUUCCGUAUUAAUUUAAUACCUACAACAAUUCUGAUAAUAUCAAGGAUUUAUCUUGCACGAAAAUGGAGAGUUAUCGCUUAAAUAUGAUUGAUUUUCAAUAAACCGUGACAUGACAAGACCUUGUCGAAAUUUCGUUUCCUCCAUUAACAUAACUCGUUACCAACCUAAUAAUUAACCCCAAACUGUGUUGGCGUUGUAUAAAUGACAACAUCACAAACACGUGCAUCAGCUGCUCGAGGCGUAUAUACAAUAUAUUGUUAUGUUGAUAACAAUAUUUGGACAGCAGCCUGAGUUAAAAAAUAUGAGUUACGUCACGAUAUUGCUUGCAUUCGUUGUGGCUCACUGUGUAAAAAAAAACACGAUUAACUGCAAAAUUAAUUUUUAUUAAUAACAAGGGGUGCUUUACAAAGUGUGCUUAAAAAAUCCUUCUGGUAGAGAUUUACUACUCUCCGCGUCCCCAUUUGUGCCCCCAUUCUUCUUCACGACCUCUGCCUUCUUCUUCUUCACCACCGCGGCCCCAAUGUUCUUCACCUCCGCGUCCUUCUUCUUCGCCGCUACGGCCUUCUUCUUCACCACCAUGGUGAUGGCGUUGUUCUUCUUCGCGGUGAUGACGGCGUUCUUCUUCUUCGUGGUGGUGACGGCGUUCUUCUUCUUCGCGGUGAUGGCGACGUUCUUCUUCUUCACGGUGGUGACGGCGUUCUUCUUCUUCGCGGUGAUGACGGCGUUCUUCUUCUUCGCGGUGAUGAUGGCGUUCUUCUUCUUCCCGGCCUCGGUGAUGAUGGCGUUCUUCUUCUUCACCUCCACGACCUCUUUCUUCGCCGCCGCCCCCCCAGUGGUGUUUCUCUUCUUCUCGGCGCCGUUCUUCACGCCGACGUUCUUCGUGAUGAGGACCUGCUUGGACAGCCACUAGGGCAAAGAUAACAACAAGAGCGAAAAGAGUGAAUUUCAUUUUGUAUUGUUGUUACAAGACGUUAAUAACGUUUUGAUGUCGAGUCUGGGUGUCUGGAGGGUAUUUAUAUAUCGUUAAUUAAGGGGGUUUAUGCAAAAAAAUUAUUUCGUCAAGGGUCUAUGGUAAUCGGAUUAAUUAAGGAAUGAUUUCAGUCUUACCAAUCACCAUAAGGUUACGGAUUUGAUUUUUAUUUUAGGGUUGAUUAAUUGAGAAAUCUGGAACAAGAUCAUAUUUAAUUGUAAAGUAUUUAUUAGCAUGUUGUGCUCUAGAUAUCAGAUUUUGGUUAUUCUUGUUUAAUGAAAGUUGGGGAAAUUGGUACGAUUAACACUUAAUUCAGGUUUAAAGUAAGUGUUUAAUUGUUGGAAAAGUAAGGAUUAUAAGUAGAUAUGCAAAAGUUGGGAUUAGCUAAAUUUAGAAAGUCAUUUUCAACACUAUUACGUUUUGGACGGGUUUCAGGAAAAGCAAUUUCAAAUGGAAUUGUAAAACUGAAUUUUGGCUUCAUAUCUACGCUAAUAGAAACUGUCAAGAGGACGUUGCAAAAGGUGCAUCACGAACCGGUCAUGAUAUUUCUAGACACGUUUUGUAUUUCAUCGAAUUUGUUGUGUGCAUUCCGGGAGUUCUUUUAAGCUCUAUUUCAGUUUUUCUGAACGAUUUUACUACUGAUUCAUAUAAAAAGCCGUCUUGCUCAAGCAACACUCAAAGAAAAAUAAACAGUUCAAGAUGUUUAAGUACUUCCUUAUCGCUUUCCUGGCCAUCUUCGCCGUAGCAUCGGCUUAUCCCAGUGGCAUUAUCGGCCAUGGAGUCAUCGCCGCCCCUGCUGCCGUUAUCGCUACCCCCGCCGUGGCUGUUGGUGUUGGCCAUCAUGGGCUUAUUGGAACUCAUGGAACCCUCUGGGGUUGAAAAAUUACAAUAGUUGCACUUUGUGAAGUUCAUCCAUCAUUUUCUGUAGAUUUUUGUACACUUAAUAGACAUUGAGGCAUGCA
This is a messenger RNA of Tribolium madens (black flour beetle), 3353 nucleotides long. RefSeq lists its product as uncharacterized. The record is from RefSeq and is a predicted model, not a curated record. Bases 1942 to 2331 code for a protein of 129 amino acids. The transcript is spliced from 2 exons. Lineage: Eukaryota; Metazoa; Arthropoda; Insecta; Coleoptera; Tenebrionidae.